Molecule: messenger RNA, 2363 nt
Organism: Trichosurus vulpecula (common brushtail)
Lineage: Eukaryota; Metazoa; Chordata; Mammalia; Diprotodontia; Phalangeridae
Gene: VSIG4
Product: V-set and immunoglobulin domain containing 4
Exons: 10
Coding region: 228-1412 (394 amino acids)
Biological process (GO): negative regulation of macrophage activation; negative regulation of complement activation, alternative pathway; negative regulation of interleukin-2 production
Molecular function (GO): complement component C3b binding
Source: RefSeq, a predicted model, not a curated record
GAGGGGGAGGAGGGAGGGGAUGGCCUCAAACUCAGUGCUGCCUCCCCCAACCCCAGGGCUAAUGAGCUCCCCCCAACACACCCUUAUGACUCAACCUAAAAUAAGGAAGGAAGAUAGUCAGUGGGACUGGGAACUGAGUGAGAGAUAAUAGGGAAGGAAGGGGAGCUGGCAAGGUAUCAGACGCUGGCUUUGGACUCAUCAGCACCAGGAGAAGACAGCAGUGGACAAUGACUGUCAUGGCGCUGUUCCUGGGGUUGGCCCUCCUGGCCCACCUCUCGGGCCAUCUGAACGCUAUGCCCACCUUGGAAGGGCCUGUCAAAAUGACUGGCCCCUGGAAAGGGAAUGUCAACAUCGCCUGCACCUAUGGGCCCAUGGAAGGUUACACCCAAAUCCUGGUGAAGUGGUUGGUCCAGCAGGAUAAUGACCCCGUCACCAUCUUUUUGCGAGAUUCAUCUGGAGACCACAUUCAGCAGGCCAAGUACCGAGGCCGCCUACAGGUGAGCAGAGAGCCCCCUGGAGACGUGUCCCUGCUACUGGAAACCCUGGAGAUGGAUGACAGGGGUCGCUACCUGUGCCAAGUAACCUGGAAGGGCCCUGAUGGUAGGCAUCUGAUGAGAGAGCGCCAAACAGAACUGCAAAUCCAGAAACUUCCUGCCUCCAAGCCCCUGGUGACCACAGGCUCUGGUUACGGUUUCCAGGUGCCCCACGGCAUGAGAAUCAGUCUUUUGUGCCAAGCCCAAGGCUCUCCACCUAUCACCUACAAGUGGUACAAGGGGCAGCCAGAUGGGAAUCCGACCCAGGUGACUUCUCUUGGCACCCUCUUAUUUAAGCCUGCUCAGGUCUCUGACUCUGGGACAUACUUCUGCGUCGCCAAGGCUCGCAUUGGUUCUGAGCAGACGAGUGACGUUGUCCACUUUGUGGUCACAGACUCUUCCAAGAAGCCUACAUCAGCAACGUUGCCUGAGGAACUAACAGCCAGCACACUCAGCCCUGAAGUAAUACACCAGUCAACCACAGUGACCCCAGCUAAAGACCAGCCAUCCACAACAGGCAGCUUUUCGGGGGCAAGCACCAUUGGACUAGCAACGUAUAGUGCUGCUACAGAGACAUCAUCUGGGAAACAGACAACCAUGGAGGCGGGCCAUGCUGGGACGAGCAGUGAAAGGCCAGGUUCAAUUUCGGGAGUUGCAUCGAAGGACCAGAAAAAUGCCAGCAAAAGAACAGGUGGACAGGGCCUGCCCCUCUAUGCCAUCGUCCUUAUCGCCUUACUCUGCCUUGUACUCGUCUUUGCCACGAUCUUUGGAUUCUGCCGGAGGAAAUCACAAGGUGACCACACCUAUGAAGUGGCCAGAGACAGAAACCGUGGUUCAGAAGUGCUUCUACAACCUAGAAGUGACCAAGCUGGGAACUGAACCCACGUUCCCCAAUUCCGCUGCUGGGGCUGAGGAAACAGCCCUACUUUGAUCAGCUUCAAUCAUUCAUUUAGUCAUUAAUCAUUUCUUAAGUACCUACUAUGUGCCAGGCACAAUUCUGGGCACUUGGGAUACAAAGACAAAAAUUCCACAGGCCCCUCUUCCAUCAAGAUGCUUCUAUAUUAUUGAGGGAGUGAGAUGAGCUUGUACCAAAUAAAUGAUCAUUCCCAAAGUGGAAGAGGGUCCUAGCAACUGGAGGGCAACCAGGCCACGCCCCCUGGUGGGAGCUGGGAUUUCAGCUGGACCUUGAAAGAAGAGAGGGACUCUAUGAGGAAGAAAUGAGGAGGUCGGCAUCACAGACAGGGUCACAGCCUUACAAAGACAUGGAGGUGGGAAGUGAAGAAGCAGAAUGUGUAAACCUAAAAUAGUAACCUGGAACCAGAUUGUGGAGUGGCUUUCAAGGCCUUUAUCCUGGAGGCAAGCAGGAGUUACUGAUGUUUGUUGAACAGGAGAGUGACCCAAUUGGGUCUGUGCUUUAGGAAUAGCAAAUUUGGUGGCUGUCAGGGGAUAGGGAGGAGAGGCAGUAGGGAGAGACUAGAGGUCUAGUCUAGAGGAAACCAGUUAGGAGACUACAGCAAGGAGAGGUGACAAGGACAUGACUCUAGCUCUAGAUCUAGGAGGUUGUAUGACCUUGGACAAGUCCCUUCCCCUCUCUGGGCCUCAGUUUCUCCCACUGUAAAAUGAAGGGGUUGGACUAGGUGGCCUCUGAGAGCCCUGCUAGCUCUAGACCUUGUACACAACAUUGUGAGUAGAUUUUCUCCAUUUUAUAGAUAGGAAAGAAGAGGAAAGGCCUCAGGACAGGGGGAUCCUGGGCCCUGUUCUCAUCCCUCCCCAGCUCUCCCUGAACCCCUUCUUCCACUCUGUUCCCUUCUCCACCUUGGGUGUUGUUGG